AUGGGAGAAAUAAACAAAAGGCAGAAUGAUUGGGAUUCUUCCAAAGGUUCACGAGAUCCUAUCAAAACUUUAGAGGAUAAAUGGAAAUUAGUACCUGCUUUUUUGCAAGUCAAAGGAUUAGUAAAACAGCACAUAGAUUCUUUCAACUAUUUCAUCAAUGUGGAAAUUAAGAAGAUAGUACAAGCGAAUGAGAAAGUUUUUUGUGAUUCUGAUCCCUUAUUUUACAUAAAGUAUUUAAAUGCUUAUGUGGGGACACCAGACUUGGAAGAAGGUUUUAAUGUUACUAAACCUACAACACCUCAUGAAUGUAGACUGAGGGACAUGACAUACUCUGCACCAAUCACUGUGGACAUUGAAUAUAUUAGAGGAAAUCAAAGGGUGAUAAAGAAUAAACAACUGAUUGGAAGGAUGCCACUGAUGUUACGUUCAUCAAACUGUGUACUAACUAACAAGUCUGACUUUGAGCUUGCUCAACUUAAUGAAUGUCCGCAUGAUCCAGGUGGUUACUUUAUUAUAAGAGGCCAAGAAAAAGUAAUAUUGAUUCAGGAGCAACUCUCAAGGAAUCGUAUGAUAGUUGACGAAUUCAAAGGUGCCAUACAAUGUCAAGUUACAAGUUCUACACAUGAGAAGAAAACUAGAACGAAUGUUAUUGUUAAAAAUGGCAAAUAUGUACUGAGACAUAAUGCUCUAUCUGAUGACAUUCCAAUAGCAGUUGCAUUUAAAGCUAUGGGAAUAUGUAGUGAUCAAGAAAUUAUACAACUCAUUGGUUCACAUGAUACGGUUAUGAAAAAAAUGGCGCCUUGUAUCAUGGACUGCCAUAAUUUGAAAAUUUUUACACAAAAUCAGGCCCUUGCUUACAUAGGAAGCAAAUUAAAAGUUAAAAGGUUUCAAACGGGCAAUCAAAAAGCUCGGACUCCUGUAGACGAAGCCAGAGAUCUUCUAGCUACAACUAUUCUUGCUCAUGUAGCUGUUGACAAUUAUAACUUCUACGUAAAGGCUAUUUAUUUAGCAAUUAUGGUAAAGAGAGUAAUCGAGGCUGAGACUAACAAAGCCGCAAUAGAUGACCCAGACUAUUAUGGGAACAAAAGGAUGGAGCUAGCAGGAUCUUUACUAGCUUUGAUGUUUGAAGAUCUUUUUAAAAGAUUCAAUUGGGAGUUAAAAUCUAUCGCCGAUAAGAUAAUACCUAAGGUUAAAGCUGCUCCAUUUGAUGUUGUAAAACAUAUGAGACCAGACCUAAUUACUAAUGGAUUGUUUGCAGCUAUUUCCUCAGGUAAUUGGACCAUCAAAAGAUUUAAAAUGGAGAGGCAUGGAGUAACACAAGUGUUAAGUAGACUGAGUUACAUUUCGGCUCUCGGCAUGAUGACCCGAGUGAAUUCUCAAUUUGAGAAAACGCGCAAAGUGUCUGGACCGCGAUCGUUGCAGCCUUCGCAGUGGGGUAUGUUGUGUCCUUCUGACACACCUGAAGGUGAAGCAUGUGGCCUCGUGAAAAACUUGGCAUUAAUGACUCACAUUACAACAGAGUGUUCUGAAUAUCCUAUAGCCAGGUUGGCUCGUAACUCUGGCGUUGAAGAUGUAAGAAUUUUGGGCGGGGAAGAAAUCAAUCAUCCAGCUGUCUACAUGGUUUUCCUUAACGGUAACAUAUUGGGCGUUAUGAGACAAUACAAGAGACUAAUCAAAGUAUUUAGAAUGUUUAGACGACGCGGUCUUAUUUCAGCGUUUGUGUCGAUUUACCCAAAUCAUAACCAAAGAACUGUGUACAUUUGCAGCGAUGGGGGCAGAUUGUGCAGGCCAUACAUUAUCGUAGAAAAAGGUUCUCCAUUAGUUCAGCAAUCACAUAUUAACGAACUAAACAGAGGAAUACGAAAAUUUCAAGAUUUUCUCAAUGAUGGCCUUAUUGAAUACUUAGAUGUAAAUGAAGAAAAUGACAGUCACAUAGCCACAUUUGAAACAGAUAUAGAUCCUUAUGUAACAACUCACUUAGAAAUUGAGCCCUUCACAAUUCUAGGAGUAUGUGCCGGGCUAGUGCCCUACCCACACCACAAUCAAAGCCCAAGGAAUACCUAUCAAUGUGCUAUGGGUAAACAAGCCAUGGGAACUAUUGGCUAUAAUCAAAAAAACAGAAUUGAUACGCUAAUGUAUAAUUUAGUGUAUCCGCAGUGUCCUAUGGUUAAAACAAGAACAAUAGAGUUGACAAAUUUUGACAAACUGCCGGCGGGGCAGAACGCUACAGUUGCAGUAAUGAGUUACAGUGGUUAUGAUAUAGAAGAUGCCUUGAUUCUCAAUCAGGCAUCUAUUGAUCGCGGUUACGGCCGCUGUCUUGUAUACAAAAGCGCAAAAACCAUUAUGAAAAGAUACAGCAACCAAACAUCGGAUAGGAUAAUGGGUCCUUCACGAGACGCCACUACUGGUAAAGUUAUAAAGACCCAUGAUAUUUUAGAUGCAGACGGUAUUGCUUCGCCCGGUGAAAUGGUUGAAAACAGACAAGUGUUAAUUAACAAGCAAAUGCCUCCUGCAAAUUUGAAUCCUGUCACCCAGGGUCAGCCACAACAAGUUGACUAUAAAGAUGUUCCAAUAACGUAUAAAGGACCGGUCGAAUCUUAUGUAGAAAAAGUUAUGGUCUCGACAAACAGCGAAGAUGCUUCCCUUAUCAAAAUAUUAUUGAGGCAAACCCGAAUUCCGGAAAUAGGGGAUAAAUUUAGUUCGAGGCAUGGACAGAAAGGUGUUACCGGUUUAAUAGUACCACAAGAAGAUAUGCCAUUCAAUGAUCGAGGAAUUUGUCCUGAUAUGAUCAUGAACCCUCACGGAUUCCCCUCUAGAAUGACUGUUGGUAAAACUAUCGAGUUAUUAGCUGGAAAAGCUGGGCUUCUGGAAGGAAAAUUUCAUUAUGGUACAGCAUUUGGUGGCUCCAAGGUUCUGGACGUAUGCCACGAGUUAGAAAAACAUGGAUAUAACUAUCAUGGCAAAGAUAUUUUCUAUUCUGGCUUAACAGGAGAACCCCUGGAGGCUUACAUUUAUUCUGGCCCAGUGUACUAUCAAAAGUUAAAGCAUAUGGUCCAAGAUAAAAUGCACGCACGUGCAAGGGGCCCUCGAGCAGUACUUACUCGUCAACCUACUGAAGGACGGUCACGUGACGGUGGACUUAGGUUAGGAGAGAUGGAGCGUGAUUGUCUCAUCGGUUACGGCGCAAGCAUGCUGUUAAUGGAACGCCUGAUGCUCGCGUCGGACGCGUUCAGCGCGGACAUCUGCGGCGCGUGCGGGCGCCUGGCGUCGCGCGCGUGGUGCCACGCCUGCCGCUCCUCCGCCGCCGUGUCCAGCGUCGAGAUGCCUUACGCCUGCAAGUUGCUCUUCCAGGAGCUCGCCUCCAUGAACAUUGUUCCUAAGCUCACUCUUAAGAAAUAUUGUUAA
Molecule: messenger RNA, 3405 nt
Organism: Arctia plantaginis
Lineage: Eukaryota; Metazoa; Arthropoda; Insecta; Lepidoptera; Erebidae
Source: the annotation of a GenBank genome assembly